UCACUUAAGAGAUGGAUUAAGACUAAAUAAAUUUGAUAAUUAAACUUUGAUUAAAAAAAGCAUGUCAAGCCAAAGUACACCUCAGAAUAUUACAGACAAGGUUGAAGAAAUGGCUGAUCAAGCUCAGAUGAAGAAGGAUGAGAUGAUGAGCCAAACAUCCAUGAACUCUCAGUCUUCUGAUCAGAAUGCUAGUUAUACUUCUCAGGCCUCCAACUUACUUCAACAGACAGGAGAGCAAAUGAAGAACAUGGCACAAGGAGCUGCUGAAGCAGUAAAGAACACUUUGGGAAUGAACAAUGCUACUAAUAAUGCUUCUAAUGCCCCGGACACCAACCAUCCAAGUAACCCAUUUUCCAGGGGUUGAAUUUUUCCUUACCCGGGUAAUUUACAUUUGAGGUCACAGAAUUUAGCAUCAAUUAUCAUGUACGUCACGUAUUUUUAAUUUUAUCGAAUUAAGUCGAUCAAUUUUAAUUAUUAAUAAAUUAAUUUCUGUAUGUUAAUUUCAUUAAGUAAUUUUAAUGGAAAAAUUUGACUCGGUAAACUUCAUUCUGAUAUACAUUCCGAGCUUGCUUUGACAUUAAAGUUAUUUAACGAAAUUAACAUAAAUUACUUAAUUUGUUAAUAAAAAAAAGUAUGAUGAUAAAAUUCGAUGAAAUUAACGAUUUGUGUCCUAUAUGAAAAUUGAUGUUAAGUUUAAUAACCUAAGAUGUAAAUUAUCCUUUCCUCAAAGCUUUUCUGCUUUGACUUGCUAGAGCAUUUGCUAUUAUAAUUUUAUAAAUAUAAUUAUUUUUUUCAUUUUUUUUAUUUUUUGAAUUUGAGAUGUAAAAGGCUCUCUUGUAGUCUCCAUGCUUUAAAAAUAAAAUUGAAUUUGUUAAGAUUUAAAA
This is a messenger RNA of Gossypium arboreum, 884 nucleotides long. RefSeq names its product late embryogenesis abundant protein 2-like. The transcript is spliced from 3 exons. Bases 62 to 364 code for a protein of 100 amino acids. The record is from RefSeq and is a predicted model, not a curated record. NCBI's taxonomy places the organism in Eukaryota, Viridiplantae, Streptophyta, Magnoliopsida, Malvales, Malvaceae.